AACGAUGGCGGAUCUGCUGCAACCUCAUCUGACCCACAUGACCCAGAGGAAGCUGAUUCUUGUUUCCAAAGGACUGUCAUUCCUAUAUGGUGUUGGCUGUGUCACCAUAGCUGUCCUGUCCUCCUUCCUGGACUGGGGAGUUCUGCAGGCAUCUUUCACUGUCAUGGGUGUGGUCAGCGGUCCACUCCUGGGUGUAUUCAUUUUGGGCAUGUUUGUACCAGCAACAAACCGGUUGGGAGCAUACUCAGGAAUAUUAGUGGGCUUCUGUGUCUCCAUGUGGCUGGCUGUCGGUUCAACUCUUUACCCACCCAGUGGGAAGACCAUGGGUGUCCUGCCCAGCUAUGCAGACCAGUGUGAACCCAGCAACAUCACUGUGAAGAGCAGCCCUAGCCUGGACCAGCACUCCAUCUCCACCCUGCUUCACCCUGAUGACCAGGG
Molecule: messenger RNA, 438 nt
Organism: Monopterus albus (swamp eel)
Lineage: Eukaryota; Metazoa; Chordata; Actinopteri; Synbranchiformes; Synbranchidae
Product: sodium/iodide cotransporter-like
Exons: 4
Biological process (GO): sodium ion transport; iodide transmembrane transport
Cellular component (GO): extracellular exosome; membrane
Molecular function (GO): symporter activity
Source: RefSeq, a predicted model, not a curated record